Symbiodinium natans is the source of this 555-nucleotide messenger RNA. The record is from the annotation of a GenBank genome assembly. Lineage: Eukaryota; Dinophyceae; Suessiales; Symbiodiniaceae.
AUGUCUCAGUUGCCGCAGGCGGUGCUCAUUCUGCUGGCUGGCCUGGCUCUGACGCUUUCGAGGCUCACGACCUUUGCGACGCCUACUGGAAGCUCUUCCCCACGACGGGAUUUUCUGAAGAGCAUGACAGCUGGACUUGCAGCUGGCGUAGGCACGCAGGCGAUCGAUGUGCAUCCUGCGCAGGCUGCCAUUACAAGAUGGUCGGGCCUCUACAAAGACCCCGUUCAUCCAGGUUGCGAGCGCGGGAUCACCAAGGAUGGCGACGAGUUUGUCAUCUCCGGGACCAGCGCGGUAGAUGGAUCCAAAGCCUGCGAGAAGGACGCGAAGACCAAGAAGUGGUACCUCAUCGCCCGGAAAGGAUCCGAAGGUGUGUCGGACGAGCUCAUAAUUGAUUUUUCGCCGAAGGGCGGCCCCAAGGAUGCCGUUGCAAAGUGGGACGGUGACGGCAUCGUCUUCCCAGAUGGCAACAGGUGGAGCAAGAUCAAGCGCAAGCCAGAGGAUGCUGCGGACAGCUACCUCGAUGGCCCAACGUCGCCUUUGUCCAAGUUCCGCUAG